CUGCUUCUCAACAUGGCGGCAGAAACUGAAAGCUGUGCUUCGCAAAUGUCCGUGGACAAGGAAAGUGAUUUGCUAAAAUACGGAGAGGAUAUAUCUCCAGAAAAGGAUGGUGGAGUGCGAAAAAUUGUUAAGGUAGAAAGUACUGAAGGGAGCAAGCCGCCGAUUGGAAGUAAAGUAAAAGUUUUUUAUCGUGGAACAUUUCUCAACAGUGGAGAGGAAUUCGAUUCAAACUUCGGGAGAAGAGAACCGUUUGAAUUUGAAGUCGGAAAGGGUAGGCUUGUGUUUUACUGAUAUGUAGAACAGGAAAAAAAUGUCUUAAAAUUUUGAUUCUUGUAAUGUGAGCAGGUCAGCCGGUUUUGAUGGGAAAAACUUCACCCAGCUCGCAAGCGAAUUACAAAAAAAUAUAAGUGUUAAAUAAGCUUAAUUGGGCAUGGGUAGCGUGCAAGCUGCAUUGCAAAGAACUUAAUGGGAGAAGCCACAUUCUUUUUCCUCGGGUGCAUGGCCCAUGGUCUGGUGCCUAACUUUCACUCCUGGGCGACUGGAAAAUCGUGGUUUUCUCAUAGAAAUCAUAUGCUUGGCACCCUAGUUGAAGUUCAGGGCACUGGGCUCCCUUCAAUAGGCUGAUUUAACAACAGGACGGGAAUGUCAUGUGAUGACAGGAAAGUGUGUGGAAAGGACUAAACACGACUUCCGGUGCUCAAUUUGCGACUCUGCUAUUGGUCUAACCAGUUGUGUGAUUUGCGCGCGGUGUCAUCAACUGACGUUCCGGUUCUGUGGCUAAAUCAGUUAAAUAUUUUGUUAGAGCACAUCCUCAGAGACCCAGGGACAGAUAGUGGGGGCGAGGGAAAGUCUAAACGGGCAGAAAAAUAUGGCACAAAGAAAAGUAAAGAACGGCGAGAAGAGCCCCUGGGGACAAUGUCUUACCAGACCAGUUCCAAACGGUCGCCGCCGUUCUGCCUUCUGAUUGGGGAGAAAAACACACAAAAGUUUUCUGGUACCAAUCAGAAGUCAGAACGGCGGCGACCGUUUGGAACUGGUCUGGUAAGACAUUGUCCCCAGGGGCUCUUCUCGCUGUUCUUUACUUUUCUUCCUACCACAUUUUUCCCCCCGUUUAGACUUUCCCUCGCCUCCACUAUCUGCCCCUGGGUCUCCGAGGAUGGUUAGAGCACAGCUUUGUUUCCAUAUUUAUGUAAAACGAAGCAGUAGGGAGGAUUAUGUGCGUGACUCUGCUUAACCCUUUCAAUCCUAGAAUACUUUUUGAUGGAAUGAUUGUAAAAUCUGUGGACAAAGUCAUAGUAUAACACAUAGUACUAUAUAUUUCUUAGGAUUUAACAAAAAGAUGUAAAUUUGAAUUUUUGUAAAUUUUAAGAUUGGCCUCUUCGGACUGAUAGGGUUAAAACAGGCUUCACCAUUUUUUUUGUUUUUAGGUGUAGUGAUACAAGGAUGGGACAUUGCUGUUCCUUCUAUGAAUGCUGGUGAGACCAGUCUCUUCACCAUUAAACCUGAGUAUGCCUAUGGAAAAGAAGGUAGUGGCCUGAAAAUACCCCCAGAUGCUACUCUUCAGUUUGAAAUUGAGCUUGUUCUCUGGAAAGGGGAAGACUUGACAAAAGAUGGUCAGGUGACAAAAAUAGUUCUGCAGAAAGGAGAAGGAUAUGACAAGCCCAAUACUGGUGCCAACUGUGAAGGUUAGAAAGUUUCAUUAGUUUUAAAUAUUUAGCUAAUAGAUAAAUAGCGUGUAUUGAUCAUCACUUUAAAAAGCAAUUUUGCCUAAAUUGCCUGUAUACAUGUAUUUAACUAACAAUACUUAGAUAAUUAUCAUAACCCAAAACCUUAAAUUACAGCUGCAUAUGUACAUGUACAUUUUGCUUGCAAAAUCUUUAAAUAGUAAUCAUUAACACAAUUUUUAGGGGAUUUAAUAAUAUUAAUUGGUAUUCAUUCAAAUGACAGUCAAUUUAGAUUCAGUUAAAAGAUGAGUGCAGGCCUGAUUUUAGUUACUGUUACUGAAUACUAAUACAUUGUAAAACUGUCAGUGGAAAAGUGAAUCAUUGGGAUGAACUCUAUAAAAUGGACACCCCUUUAAUGUGGACAGUUGCUCUGUCUUUGUCCAUAUCAGAGAACUGUAACUUUGUAACUUUAUUUGAUUUACCACAAAAUACAAAUAACGAUAAAACAAGACGGUUACACAAAAGCAAAUGGAAGUGGCGAGGAAGCCCAAAAAGAAACCAUGAGGCUUAUAGACAUUGGGCUCCCUCAGAGUAAAAAUAAAGUUAACAUUAACGGUAAGGCCAGGAUCGAAAGUAAAAUACAAUGAAGGUAAGUAUAAAUUAACUAAUUACAUAGACUGAGUUGACAGAAUAUAAAGUAUGGUACAAGUAACAAUAAGAAUGAAAAUAAUAUCAGACAUGUGAAGAAAUAUAACUAUUUACUACAAGAUUUAUAACUAAUAAUUCAUAUACAAUUUUUUUUUCAAUUUCGUUUUGAAUAAGUGGAGAGAAUUAGAUUCUUUAAUAUCAUUUUCUAUAGAGUUAUAAUAAGUAGGUCCUUGGAAACUGACAGAAAGUUUACAAAGGUUUGUUCUACAAGAAGGAAGGUGAAAAUCGUUCGCGUGUCUAGUGGCAUAGCUAUGGACUUGUUUGUUUAAAGAAAAAUAAUUGUUGAACUUUGAAGGCAAAAGAGAAUGGUUAAGAGCAAACAUAAGUUUACCCAAUUCUAGCUGUCUAAUAUUGGAAAGUUUUAGUAGUUCUAAUUCUUUGAAAAUAGGGUCUGAAUGAGAAUCGAAAGUUGAUUGAGAAAUAAUUCUGAUAACUCGCUUUUGAAAAGAGACAAGACGGCAAAGAUUGGUUUUGUACGUAGAUCCCCAGACAAUAAUAGAAUAAUGAAGAUAAGGAUAAACUUAACAAUAAUAAAGAGUUCUUAGACACGGCUUAGGUAGAAAAAAUCUUGCUCUAUUAAUGACACCUAUUGAUUUCGAGAUUUUACAAGCUACUUGAGAAAUGUGCGGUUUCCAAGACAGAUGUUCAUCAAGGACUACACCGAGGAAGACCGUUUCCUUAACCUGUUCGAUUCUCUGGUCAUUUAUGCAUAUUUGCAUUGGAAAAUGAUACCUUUUCUGUCUAGGCUUAAAUAACAUAAAGUUUGUUUUCUUCAGGUUUAAGGAGAGUUUGUUUGCCUUAAACCAAGUGGAUAAUUUAUUAAGUUCGGAAUUGAGUGAUGCUGCCAGGUAGACAGGAUCUUAAUGGGACAUAAAUAAAUAAGUAUCAUCAGCGAAUAAAAUCAGCUCGACGAGCGUCGAUACAUUAUUUAAAUCAUUAAUCUAGAGCAAGAAAAACAAGGGGCCUAAAAUGGAUCCCUGGGGGACACCACAGCAGAUAGUUUGAGGAGAGAAGCAUUGACCGUUAAAUUGAACGAAUUGCAACCUGUUGGAGAGGUAGCUUCUAACCCAGUCCAGAGCCACGCCACAUAUACCAUAGUGUUCGAGUUUGUCAAGCAGAAUAUUAUGAUCGACAGUAUCAAAGGCCUUAGAAAGAUCAAGGAAAACGCCAACGGCAUGUUCAUUGUGAUCAAGAGCAAGGGAGAUUUUUUCAUGUAGGUCAAUCAAUGCUAACGAAGUUGAAUGAUUUUUCCUGAAGCCAAAUUGAUUAUCACAUAGAAUUUCUAGUUUACUUAAAUAAUUAUAAAGACGGUUAUAAACAACCUUUUCAAGAAACUUAGAAAAGCUAGGGAGAAUCGAGAUCGGUCUAUAGUUCGUAAAGAGUGAUCGAUCACCGGCUUUAAAGAGUGGUAUCACGCGAGCAAUUUUCAUUUGGUCGGGAACAAUGCCAUGAGAGAUAGAUAAAUUGAUUAUAUGAGCUAAAGGAUCGGCUAUAAUUUGAAUUGACUGUUUUAUGAUGGAAAUGGUAAUUCUAUCAUGGCCAGCUAACUGAAGUACAGAAAUCUGUCUCAUGUCUAAACAGUUUUAAAACUAAUCCAAUGUGCUUUUAUUUUUAGCUCACAUUGUUGGAAAGUACAAUGGGAAGGUCUUUGAAGAUCGUGAAGUCUCUUUUCAAAUGAGAGAAGGUAAUAUUGCUUCACGAAGGUAUGAUUACCGUUACUCCAGUUAAUAAAUACCAACAUAUGCUUACAGAAGUUGCAUCCUUUCUUCAGGCUGGUAUAGUCAAAGUUUGAAAAAAUUCACACUGUAUGAUAGGCUUUCCUUGUGACAUACUGGCAACUAUUAAGAAAAGCGUUAGAGGGGAGGGGCAUUGAAAUUGUAUUUUCUUGUUUGGUAAGAAAAUGGGCUAGGCACUUAUUUGGGGAUGGAGAAGCUUUUUUGCAGGAACACUUUGAGGAUGUGUGGUAAUUAAUGAAAUUACACCAGGAAACUUCUCUUCUUUGUAGCUUCAAACUAAUAAUAGUUAUAAUAAUAAGUUGUAAUCAUAAAUCAGUAAUGUGCUCAAAUGUUUUAAGGCAGUCUAGGGUAAAUGUAAUCAGAUUUAUUCUUCUUUGACUGUAGGCUCAGAGCAUGGCCUCCUUGCUGGUGUAGAAGAAGCUAUGGCACAAAUGUGCAAUGGAGAAAAAGCACAAGUUUGGAUUCACCCUGGGAAAUGGGGAUUUGGCACAGCAGGAAAGCCAGAGUUUGAUAUUCCUGGAGAGGCCUUACUAGAAUAUAUCAUUCACCUAAAGAAAUUUGAAAAUGUGAGUAUCGUUGGCUUUAAUGCAACAAAUUGCCUUAUGAAAAUUCUGAAUAACAGUACUUCACCCUCCUAGAACUAUUAUCUAUCAACUUUGAUUAUUCUUGCUUAAAGAAGUUUCCUCUUACUGGUAAUUGCUGUGUAAAUUUUUAAGAGCAAAGAAAACUGGGAAUUGAGCAAUGAUGAGAAGAUCAAUUUAGCAGCUUUGACCAAGGAGAAAGGAACAAAAUACUUUAAGGUUAGCAUUAAGUUCUUUGUAUUUUGGUGAUGUUGAAGUUUUGGUUUAUUUAUUUAUUUGUAUACUUCAUAUAUUCGAAUAAGUACCCAACCUUGAAUUAGCGCCCACCUCGAAUAGGUGCCCAUCCUAAAAGCAGAAAAAGUUAGUAAGUGCCCAGCUUUGAAUAAGUGCCCACCUCACCCCUACCCCCACCCCUCCUCCUCCUAAUCAAACUUAAAUAAUUAAGCACCCAGCCCUACCCCACCCACUUGAGCGACAAUGUGAUUGAAAUGGAAUAAGUACAGUACUAAUAAGAGACUUUCCCGAGGAGAGAGUUUUCUUCAGGGUAUUUUACAGAAACCUUGCUUUGUUACUUCUUCGCAUUUAAUUGUUAUUAACAUUUUUGUGUUUUGUUGCAAAAUAAACAUACUACACUAAUUGCUGAAAAGGGUGAAAUUUGGCAAGCUCCCAGCCUCAAAAAAGCACCAACCUCGAAUAAGCGGCCACUCUCAAGGUCCAAAAAUUAAAUAAGCGCCCAGGGUUGUUAAUCGAAUAAUAUUUAUCUAGAGACACGAAACUGAAUAAUUAUUAUCAAAGCACAUAUGGACACUCAAACACAACAACAAGCCUUUCAACUUAAGUGGAAAAUCAUCAAACAAUGCAAACCUUAAAACAACGUAACUAAGAAAUGUAAUUUAUGUCUUUUUGAAAAACUCAUAAACUCUGUAAAAUGGAUCUGUGCAGUCUAGACAAGCGAAAUGAGAUAGGGACGGACCAUUAGAAAAGUUAUGGGGGGAAUUUUCGAGCCGCAGGAAUUUUUUUCAUUAUCAAAUUCCUUGUAUGAAUUUUUUUAGGCCCUAGCAGGAAUAUUUUUUAGGAUUAAUUAAUUGGCAUGCAUGAAUUUUUUUCAUUUAAUUUUCCCUUGCACGAAUAUUUUUUUGUACGACACCUGCCCCCCCGAUAAGUUUUCUUAUGGUCUGUCCCUUAGCAGGUUCAUGCCCCCACAGAAACAGAUACCUCCUCAAGAACUUUAUGAUAAAGUACCACAAUCUCCCAAAUUAUAAAUAGCAACCAUAUGAUUUAUAUGAUGAAAUAAAGGCAUGCUGUUUUUACAUCUUAUCGCAACCGUAUUUCUGCUUUUUUGCCACUUAUUGUAAUUUAAUGGUCAAUUGUUGAUAUUACCUGAUGAGUGUGGUCAUCUUUUGGCCACACAAAACAGAGCUGUAGUAAUAAAACGAUGCACUAUCUCUGAAGUCUUGAACCAGUUUAUUAUAAUUAUCCAUUCAUUCAUUAUAGAUUCCACAUACUGUUUGUCUAAAAUAUGUGUCUCCCUUUGCUUAGAUAGUGACCAGAAAUCAUCAUGCCUAGCAAUGUUUGUUAGGUAAACGGGUUAAGGCAUGUUAUUGAGGGGAAAAAUGAAAUUGUGGUCUUAAAUGGUCAAGUUCUAAAUAUGAUGUGGUUAUAAAGUAUAUUUUCCUGUGUAUUUGGGUGUGGUACUGUAUGGCAAUGAGUUUACACGACAGAUAAAAUGGAUGCAAAAUAUAACUCUUAUAUUUUUACCAGGAAGGGAAAUACCAGAUAGCAGCUCAUCAGUACACCAGGGUCAUCGCCUUAGUAGAUGGUUACUUUAAAGAAGAAGAGAAGGAGAAGCGAGAUCCACUUAAGUUGGCUGGUCAUCUUAAUCUCGCUGCCUGCCAUCUAAAACUCAAUAGCAACUUCAAAUGCAUCAAAGAAUGUGAAAAGGUGUGUACAUCUAGUUUUUUGUAUUUUAGUAUUUUAAAAACUAAUAUGCAACUGUUUUGAAUAUUCUAUAGCAUGGUUUUUAUGGACUCACACUCACUAAUUAUUCAUGAAGUCGAUAGCCAAUUAAUGAUGACCAUUUGCAUGGUUCGUACAAUCUUGAAAAGGUCUUGAAUUUUAGCAGUUGUCUUGAAAACACAUUGAUUUUGGUUAAGUCCUUGAAAAGUACUUUAUUUGUUUAUUAGGUCUGAAAAUAUUUUUGUGCACGAGCAAUAUCUUACUUCUGUUUCUUUAUUUUAAAUCCUAUUUAUGUACCUCAGAUGCAAUUGCAAGUCAUACCUAAUCAUUUUUCAAAGUGUUGUUACAGAAAGUGGUAUAAAAUACUGUGAUCAAUCAUGGCUCAAGAAUUAAAAAUUUUAAAUGACUCCAUGACAUGUUUUAGCCAAUAAGGUGUUCAAGAGGGGUUUGUUGUGAACAAGGGAAGACAUUUGCCUGGAGAAUAUUAGGCUCUAAUCACCAAAUCUCUUACUAACACAAACAUGGCAGCAAACUGCAACCACAAGGAUUGCAGGCUCAUACAAUAAAGUCAAAUCACACUACAUAUACAAUACAACGAAUCAUAAUGUAAUGCGAUACGUCACACAACUCUUGCAGUGUUCAAGUGUUUCUAGUUUCUAGCUUUAGUUUGCAAAUUAUCAUUUACACCACAGGGUUUAAAGAAUGCCAAUUUUUCGAAUAAAUCUUACUCCUUGAAGACUGUAAUUUGUUCUUGAAAAGUCCUGGAAAUUUGUUUGUCUGAAAUUGUAGGAACCAUGAUUUGGGUCAGGUGGAUGAAUCUUGAUGCCUAUGAAACACCAGAUAAAACACCAUGCAUUUUUGUUAUACUCGGACUGUAUGCUUCAUCACGGGCUCCAAACACCUUGAAGCAGAUGAAAGCUUCCGGCCUAUGGCCUCCUGCUGUUUCUUGGUGUUUGGCACUUGCCCUCGUUCUUAACAGCUUACUUGAAAUACUCUUGUGUACAUCAACAAGAGUCUUAGUCACUUAUGGCUGUAAAAUGUGUAAAAAAUACAUGUUAAGUACAUGUUCAUGCGAUUGUAAAACUAAUUCUCUUUCCCUGUUAUUGUAGGCUCUUGAAAUUGAAAAACAGAACAUAAAAGCACUAUUCAGAAGAGGAAAAGUAAGUAGUUAGACUUAAUGUAAAUUGAAGUUGACAUGCAUUACUUGAUUCAGUUUAUAAAACAGUAAAACCCCGGAACUAAGAACCUGUUAGGCUAAAAUUUGCCUGUUAAGCCCCCUCUAUACAAGAACCUGUUUAGUCUAAAUUUUAAAACAGGUUCUUAUUUUCUAAGGUCUAUGAAAAAAGUCUGUGCACUUGGGCAAAUAUUAGAUAAGUCAACAUUCAGAAUUUUCUUUGGAGAGAUAGCUGCCUUAUCACUCUAACUGCAAUUUAACUGCCAAUGCAGUCAAUGAGGUCAAUCCUUUACUUCUUCCUUUUAUGGUCAUUUUUACAUACAUGUAACUUCAAUUACAGAAUAUGAGGAAUAAGCUGAACCACUAAAUACUCUUAGCUACAUCGUAUUUUGUGUCUUUAGAAAAUAAGAAACCAUUUAAGAACCUAAAUAGCCUAAACAUGUGCUAACUAUCAUUUAUUAUAAGAACCUGUUUCGGCUGACUUGGUAAAAUUUAGGUCUUAGUUGCAGAACGAGUGAUGGGGCAGGUCGAAAGCACCAAUGCAAGCUUUUGGUGGAUUUUUCGGAAACCGGUCGUUUCGCCAACGAGUCGUUUCGCCAACGGUCGUUUCGCAAACGUCUCCGGUCAGUUCGCAAAUAUCUCAUGUCAAUGUUUAUAACGUUUGCGAAUUGACUUCGAAACGUUUGCGAACUGACUUCUACACGUUUGCGAACUGACCGGAGACGUUUGCGAAACGACCGUUGGCGAAACGACUCGUUGGCGAAACGACCGACAUUCGAUUUUUCAGCUCUGACUGAAAGCUGUUCUACGUUGUGCAUACAUUUGUAGUCAAGCCCAAAAAAGCUAACAAAAACAUCCGUCUUAAAAAAGACGUUCAACAGGCUGUGUAACCAUCCCUCUUUAUUUACAAUUGCCACCUCUGCAGAUUUCAUCCAAAUACUCAAAAGGUAGAAUUUGCUACCCAGAAGCUUGGUAAUAGUGAUAAUCAUGAUAGUGAUAAUCAAGAAAACUUGAAAAUAAUUAGAAGCAGGGAGUAAUGAGAAUACCUUUAAUAGAGUGUCGGACACUUGGUUAUUGUUUCUUUACUCUGAACAUAUGUUAUCAACACUUGAAGACAAUUUUCAUUUGAUGUUUAAGAUAUGACCUUGCGAAGACAGUGAACGUUAAAUUGAAACAAUCAUAGCGCAGAGUAUAAAGCACAAAAGGAAGGGUUUCCGUUUAAGUUGGGAGAGUAGCUCUUUACACGCCCGAUUUAAUUGAGUGAUUGCGAGAACACAAUAACCAAGUUAAUCUCAGUGGAAUUUACUGAUUGAGCUGUAGUUCGUUUUAGUCUUCUUUUCCCCAGUAAAAAAACUGGACAAACGUUAUGAAAAGAGAGAGGGGUGGGGAAGAAAACGCCUUAUUCCCUCUUGACAUUUUUCCUUGAGUGUUUUGUUUUGUUGGUUUUGUUUUGGGGUAAGAGCUAAUUAUGACAUUGGUAAACUAGAAAUAAAGACCUUUGGUUUGCAAUGACCUUUCAAUGUUGUGGAAAAGUACGAUCUUAUAAUUAAUUAAUUCUGUUCAUGGCUCAUUCAGAAGGAGUAAACAAUGAUACCCUUUGCAUCCCUUUACCAGGCCAGAUUAUCUAUCAGCGAACUUGACCUGGCAAAGAAAGACUUUGAACUUGUGCUCAAAAUCGACCCAAAGAACAGAGAAGCUCAACAGCAGCUAAACUUGGUCAACAAGAACAUAAAACAGCAUACGGCCAAGGAGAAAGUCAUAUUUGGUAAGUAUUUGGUUAUUGCUCUUUUCUCUCUUAAAGUAACAGGUCAGAGUUCGGUGAUACAAGUAGUUUCCCUGUGAAAAUGUGAGGGCACCACGCUCUCGAGAGAGUUCGCGCUAAUAUUGCUUCUACCCCUAAGAAUUACAUGUAGUUUUGUUUUGUUUUUGUAUUGUUCACCGUAACGAACCCGAAGAAUCCAACUUUAUCUUCCUGAACCUAUCUCUUGGAAUCUCAUAAUAAACACGCGCGGGGUAGCCAGUCUCGCUACGUUUCUCGAGGCAGGGCUGAUCUCUAUAUCGAGAAUAGACUCUCGCGUUUAGGUACACUAGGUGUACUUCCCUCAGUUUCCUCAGGGAUAGCAGAGCGAACGAAAAACUCGAUAACGCGUGAAAAAUCGUAUUGAGGUAAACUACGAGUAGUUCCCUCAAUUUCCUCCGGGAUAGUAAAGCGAACCUUAAACGCGAUAACGCGUGAAAAUUCGUCUUGAGGUAAACCACGAGAAGUUCCCUCAAUUUCCUCAGGUUUGGUAGAGCGAAUGAAAUACGCGAUAACGCGUGAAAAACCGUGUUGAGAUUAACCACAAGUAGUGCCCUUAAUUUCUUCAGGGAUAGUAAAGCGAACGAAAAACGCGAUAACGCGUGAAAAAUCGCAAACCGCAGGAAGGUUUCACGCGGAGGAAAGACAGAAUUGUUCGUGGCUUCAUAUUCCAGGGACUGUGAUGUAUCUAAGUAUCACAGGAGACCCAACCAAGAAGCCGACAGUAAUCAGUUCACUCUGAAAUGGUUAGCUUACGGGACGUUCUUCUGUCCUGGGAGCAUCUAGUUCAUUGUGACAUCUUUGUUGCAGUCAGGUUAAAGUUACAACAUGGGUGAAAAAAAAUAAGGUAACCACUGCUGCAAAGAGCCGCUGACAUCUGUCGUUCUUCAGUACAGUUUAUGAUGGUGCACAAGAUGGUUCUAACUUUUGAGUCUGAGGAUAAAAUCUCAAAAUAUGUCCGUUCCAAUAAAAGGUACUAACCACUACUUUCCUGUAGUGCUCACGGUGUAUUUUGCUGCACAAGGUGGUUCUAACGUUUGAGUCUCAGGAUGAAAUCUUUAAAGUGUGUCUUUUCCAUUUAAUGGCACUAACCAGUACUUUCCUCUGGUGUUGUUUAUUAUUCUGUACAAGGUAGUUCUUCUAAAGUGCAACCAUUAAAAAAAGCUAUUGAGGAGUACGUUUCUCUGGUAAUGGCUAAAUUAUGCUUUUACCUGGUGGCUCGGCCUGUUUUCCGUAAGACAUGUUUUCGAAGAAGCAAAUGUUGCCUAGAAUUUUCUAAGUUUGAGGACGCUAAAAAUUCCCGAUGACCGUGCCAUUCAUGUACGAUUUUUGCUUGUCUAAUACAUUCUGUACGAUUUUCUGAAACUGAAUUUUUCACAUUCGCCUUCCCCCCCACCCCCGGUUUAGCUAAAAUUUGCUGAAGCCCUCGUAAUUUCCAAAUUUGAUAACGCCACUUAGAAUGCAUUUCUAGGGAUCUGAAGGUACUCGGGAUAACCUGAAAAGCGUUUUUCGAUGUAAGGGUGUAAAGGAGCACACGAGCCAAAGGUCCAAACGGCCGGAGCUUAUCCCGGCUUCCUUAGCAUAAAGCGUGCAUAGGAGUGCUGGUACUCCUGACUGGAAAGGAUGCUAGUCCUCCCCCCAGCAGUAUGUCGUCGGUUCCCAUUUAUACACCUGGGUGAAGAGAGACAAAGUGGAGUAAAGUUCCUUGUCUAAGGAAACAACAGGACAGGCGAGGUUGUUAAUGUAUUUGGAGAAAACUGUCGUUGGGUGCCCCUGCUUUGAGUCUGUGAAUGAGUGAAAAUCCUAUAAGUGUAAAUUCUCACUCACACACUCACUUGGUCGCCCGAAGGCGGGCAACCACUAGAUCUUUCCACAGCCUCUUAUCAGCCAUCAGUACAGCAAUCUCACUUGCUUCGAGUGCCCCAGUAUCCCUCUUAAGAGUGUCAAUAUAGGUAGUCGGUCGGUCUUCCUCUCCCGCGAUGACCAUGUGUGGGCUCCCAUAGGACUAAUUUCUGGUUACUUAGCUCUGGAUGGCGAUCUUCCCAAUAAUAGGUAUAAGCAAUAAAAAUUGUUUUUUUUUUUUAUUCCUCAGCUAACAUGUUUGAGCGUCUGGCGCGCAAAGAAGAACUCCAGGCAGGGCAAACGCAGCGUCGCGAUGUGUUUCAAGAAGCCACAGACGAAGAAAUGAGAAAACUUUCAAACUCAAGCGACACAAAACCACUUGCUGCGAAAGAUCAAGAGGAAGCGCCAUCGACGGAAGUCAACGGUCAAGGAAACGCAGAUGUAGAAAUGAAAGAAGACGACAAAGGAGGCGUGGUUUGUUGACAUCCGGUUGAAAACGAAAUGACGAACAAUUUUUUAAGAAUUGGAUCCCAAAUUUAGCGUCUGCAUUCCUGCCCAUCAACAACUGUCCAGUCCACCGUCUCUCAACGGAAACCUCCCUAAAACGGAAACCAAGAGUUGGACAGACCCUGCCGGACUCCUCAUUUAGAAAACCGGACGUGUGUUGCCGGUUUCAACGCUGUCCGUGGCUUGUACUAGAGAGAGUAGACUGUGUUAUAAGCGCCCCAUGUAAAGGAAUCCAAGACAGUCUUGGGCUCUGGAUUCCAGAUACUGGAUACCAGAUU
Porites lobata is the source of this 12244-nucleotide messenger RNA. The record is from the annotation of a GenBank genome assembly. Lineage: Eukaryota; Metazoa; Cnidaria; Anthozoa; Scleractinia; Poritidae.